This is a messenger RNA of Octopus bimaculoides (California two-spot octopus), 2671 nucleotides long. RefSeq lists its product as uncharacterized. Lineage: Eukaryota; Metazoa; Mollusca; Cephalopoda; Octopoda; Octopodidae. The record is from RefSeq and is a predicted model, not a curated record.
GCGUCCUUUGUAUGUAAUUGAACAAUAAAUGUAAUAAUUAAAUUGUAUAACUCGUUAUGUUAUCUCUACGAGUCACCCGAGGGAAACAUAACACCGACAUUCUUAUUGCUGACCCUACAUCCAACAACUAAAGAGAAAGCUGGUGGAAAGCAAAGCUCUGAUGCAUAAGACAGCUACUGUGCUCAAAAUCUAAUAGUAGAAGGAAGUACAAGAAGAUGUAUACCUGGUAUUUAAACCAACGACUCCAAGUUUAUGUGAAAUAUCUCUUCAUAGAUUGUUCCAUAACUGAAGUACGAAAGAAAACUUUUCCUUUUAUAAGUGCAUUAAUAUUUCUGGCACUAUUACCUUUUAUACAAAUCGCCAUUUACCACAAAUUAAUCUGGGUACCAAACAAAAUUCCUGUUAACCGUUCUACCUGCACUUGUUCCUGUUUUGAUACUGUCUUCCGUGGUAGCUAUGAAGACCACAAGAAUAUCAGAUACAAGCACAUCUACUUCAAUUCCACCCUACAGACAUAUGCAGUUUGGAUUAUCACCUUAUUCUUUGUGUUAAUAUCAUAUGAAAGUGUAAAAUACAUAUGCAACUUACUAUUUCCACGAUUGCAUGUCCGCUGGGUGAUGCUCAGUUUGUUUGUCAUAAACAUCUAUCCUCAUUAUUAUUCAUGGUGGUCUUUAUUCAGCUACAUCAACGAGGGCUUCUACUUAUACUUCACCCACCAUACCUACUUCAUAAUUACGGAAUUAAUUGUUUCUGGUUUUGUUCUGAAUAUGUGUGAUUCUCACAACCCUAUCACCUUCAAGAAGAUAUUUUUCAUCCUAUGCAUUUCCUCAAUACAUAUUUUGGUUAAUGGAGCUGACCAGUUUAUUAUUCAAGUCUUUUUUGUACAAGGAAAAGCAUUCCAAAACCUACGAAACAUUGGUUUGAUGAUUCCUGAUUUAGCCCACUUUCUUGUGUGCUGCCAGAAACUCAUAGAGUUACAGCAUUCCAAUGAAUCGCCAGUAUCAGUGCUCAGUUAUAAAGAAGGUGUAGGGUUAGCAUUUCUAUUUAUUUUUGCUGGGACAUUCUUUGGAAAUUUGGUCUGAGAGAUAUAGAGUAUUUGAAACACACACACACAAACACAUGUAUGAAUAUAUGUGUAUAUAUAUAUGUAUAUGAAUAUAUAUGUAUGUGUGUGUGUGUGUGUGCGCGCGCGCGCGUGUGUAUGUACACGGUGAGUAAGAUAUUUGAGAACAAAUUUAUGGCUAUAAAAAAGGGAUAUAUAAUAACACAUAAUAACUUUAUAAAAAAAAAUGUUAUGAGGAUAAAAAUAAACCUUCUUUUCUAUAAUGUCAUUCAAUAAAGCCAACUUCAGUUUCAACAACUGCUUCUAUACAAGAUCUAAAUCAUCCACAUGCUUGAAUCAAAUGGUCCCUGGUUCAUUUUGGACAUUACUCUGACUAUGGCAGCUUUCAAAGAAUCUUUGGUGUUAUGAGCGUGUUCAUUGACUUCUCUCUCAAAAGUGCUCCACAUGUAAUAGUCCAAUGGAUUGAGAUCUUGGGAAUUAGAAGACCAAAUGUUAGGGGUUAUGUGAUCAUGAAAAUUUUCAGCCAUCCAUUCCUGUGUUACUAAAGCCAUGUGUGAUAGUGCAGAGUCUUACUGAAACACAUAUGGCCUUCCAUUGCAUACACGCUCUAUCUAGAGUUUAACAAUUGUUUCCAGGACCUCAAUAUAGGUGACAGAGUUAACUCUAAGGCCUUGUGGAAAGAAGUAAGGAGGCAUCACAUGUCCUUCAUUGCUGACAACCCCUAAAACCAUGACAGUUGCAGAAAAUUUUGUAUGCAUAACACUUGGAACUUCAGAAGGGUCUGCACAUAACCAUCUGUCAUUUCUUCUGUUAACUUUUUGAUCUUGGUCGAAGUUUUUCUUGUUUGAGAAAAACCAAAUCAAAUCUGCUGCUGCAUUCUUCAGUUUGUUUAAGAAGCUUUUAGAUCUGAUGUAGUGGCUUUCUUUUGCUUUUUCUGACAAACUGACCUUUCCUCAUCAUAUAAGACUUAUAUCUGAUAUCUUCAUGGACAACAUUUCUGACUUUUCCUUCUGACACCUGGAGAUCUUUUGCAGUUGACCUCAUAGACUUUCUGGGAUUGUAAUCAAUGGUCUGUUGAACUUGUUGGAUAAAUUCAGGUGUUCUGAUGAUUUCACAGCAUUUAGGAUACUUUUUAUGUUUUGAUAUUGGUAAUAUGUUUCCAUCUUCAGUCUCUAACUCCUUACAAACUAUGUAGAAGAAAGAUCUGGCAACUUUUAACAAUCGAGAUGUUUCUAAAUCACUAUGUUCAGCCUUUAUAACCCCAAUAAGAGCAUGACCCUUCAUUUCUUGACUAAACUGAGUGAGGCUCUGCCAUUAUUAUUUUUUGAAAUAAAGAUUAUACAGAGUUAGUAAAAAAUGCAGCAAUGACCCCAAAAAGAUAUGUCCUCAAAUACUUUACACACUCUGUAUGUGUGUGUGUAUGUGUGUAUGUAUAUAUAUGUGUAGGUAUAUAUAUGUGUAUGUAUAUAUAUAUAUGUGUGUAUAUUUAAAAGCAGCAGAAAUAUAGCAAAAAACUGUUACUUGGAAUUUCACGUUCCCAUUCAUUGGACAGUUUAGUUACUCCGAGUAACAGUCUUUUGUUAUAUUUCUGCUGCUUUUAAAUAAAGC